This is a messenger RNA of Manihot esculenta (cassava), 1060 nucleotides long. RefSeq lists its product as uncharacterized. The transcript is spliced from 7 exons. Bases 134 to 850 code for a protein of 238 amino acids. NCBI's taxonomy places the organism in Eukaryota, Viridiplantae, Streptophyta, Magnoliopsida, Malpighiales, Euphorbiaceae. The record is from RefSeq and is a predicted model, not a curated record.
GCAGUGAUAGGUGGCUAGUGAGAGAGAGAGGACGGAAUCCGGAUAGGAUUCCCUUCUCUUCUCUUUCUUUCAUUUUCUCUUUCCAUAGACCACUGCGCUGCCAGGACCAAUGCUCUAGUGAAUAGCGGCAGCUAUGGCAAUAAGCUACACCACUGCGCACGUUAGCAUUAGUCCUUUGAAUCCUUCAGCUUUCCCUUCUCUUAAUCCUCUCUCCGCAAAACCAAGAAAGAACGUCGGUGCAGUGAGGUGCGCAUUGUCCACCUCAGAAUCGAAGAGCAGCAGGCGAUUGGUCUCCAUCUCUCUCCUCCUCUCGCAUCUCUUCUUCGUCCCUAACCAUGCAGUUGCAGAUAGCUUUUUCGAUAAAUAUGUGAAAAAGAAAAAGCUUGACCCGCUUGAGACUUAUGUUCCUGCUGUCAUAUUGACCCAGUUUCAGAUUAAAGACUUGGAGAAAACUUUGGAGGUUGAUCAACCCCAAUUUGCCAACUGUCGAUCUCUGUUACGCACUGGUCCUGCAGCAUCUCUUCGUGUAAAUAUUCGAGCAGUAGCACAAUAUGCCUCUGAUGCUGAAAGUGGCAAAACUGCUUUCAAUGAUGUUGAUCAAUGUCUCAGAGCCUUUGAAGAACUGGAUUCCUUGCUUCUUCAUGCAUCAAGAAAUGAUCCAGCAGCUUCAGUCAAAUCAAUGAAGGCAAAAAUAGUUGUUGCCCUUGAUGCCCUAGACAGCCUCCUCCAGACCGUCCCUCCUGAUGUGUUGGAUAAAGGGAAGCUUAUUGCAGAUGCCUAUAGAAGCCCAGAAGAACCAGAACCUGAAAGCUUUGACCCGGAACUGAAAAAGCUGGAAUCAGUAUUAUGAUAUUAUCUACUAUACUAUAUAUGAUCGUUCCAUGGCCGGAAACUAUAGCUGUAUCUUGUCUGGUCAAGUUGUUUAGAAGGAAAUGAUGUACAUGAGAGUCACACCAAAGCUUGGAAGUACUUGAUCUGUUCUGAAUAAUAGGAUCUCUAUUCUAGCAAGUUCAAAAACAUUGCCAUGCACAGCUGAAAUCAAAUUGAAAGUUGGGAAUCA